CAUGUCAGAUUUUGCUGUUGAAUUUUAGCCCCUGUCAUAACACUGCACAGAACAUCUCCGUCUGCACUUCUAGUUGCCUGGCAACUGUGCCGUCUCAACAGGACCUCCAGAUGUCACUGCAUCCAGCUGUUUCUCAUCAAUUGGCUUUAACACCAUCGCUUGUUAUUUUUACACUUUUCUUUGUUUACAAAAACCACAACUUUGUACACAAUGUCUCCCCAGGCUAAUAAUGUCAAACUAUUAAAUCACCUCUCAGGUUUUGGUGUUCUCCUUUGUCUCAAAACUCCUUUUUUAGGUUUUUUUGUUGAUUUUCCUAAAAUAAAUAGAUCUUGAGUUUGUCCAUUCAGAUUUUAUAGAAAAAGAUGAUUUGCAUUCUUGCAGAGAUCAAAGUUUGUCUUUUUUAUGUAGCUUUUCUUUGUGAUUAAAACACAACCACACAUGCAGGACACAUGUGGUUGCUUAUUGGUGACAUACAUUUUCCCUUCAAACUGUUUCUGCAUAAAACAAGAGCAAAAAAAUAAAUAAAAAUUCCCAAUAACCCCCCACAUUUCAAACAUCUGUUUUUCCCAUCCACAACAUGUCAUGCAACUCUAUUGUUCUCUGAAAUCUCAAUGAAUCAUUUUACUGAAUAAUUUAGGUUAUCAAGAGUACUUUGCACAACACCUUUUUCCCUUGUUUAUUUUCCAGAUACGAUGAAGUGGCUUCUUGGCGUCCUUCCUCUUUUGCAUUCCGAGAGAGAGGGGGGGCGUAGCUCAAGCUAAAGGAAGUCUGGCCGGAGAAAGAGUGUGAUGAGUAUCUGGGCUGGUGUGGCGGAGAGCGCAGCACAGAGAAAUGAGGGGAAAGAGGUCGGCAAAACUGCAGAGAGGCUGUUGCUGUGUGUGGCUUUAGCUGGUGAUGACACUUUCCAAAUUUACGCCACUUCGUCAUGUGAUGAUCGAGUUUUUGAGACGGUUCAUCUAAGAACAGGACUGGUUUGAAUAGAGUGACAAUCAUCCUGGUCCUGCAAAACGCUAGAUGGAGAAAGAAGACUUCCUGAACUCGUCAUCUUCCUGAGUCUGAUUGAUCCUAAACUUCAAACCAUCUGAGCACCAUGAACAACUCCAACAGCAGCGUUCCACUCUGCUACUCCAACACCAGCUCUCCGUACAUUUAUGACCCAAAGAUUGGCAAGGUCCACUUCUCGGCCACCUUCAGCGCUUUGGGUCUCACCUCUAACCUAAUCGCCUUCAUCGUCCUCAUCAAAUCAUGCCAGAGGACCCAGAGCCGCUCACGCUCGUUCUUCCUCAUCUUCCUUGGUGGUCUUGUCGUCACAGACUUUAUGGGUCUUCUGGUAACCGGCUCCGUUGUCAUCUCCUUCUACGUUAACCAUAUUGACUGGCGUCAGUCAGACCUGGGCUGCCACUUCUGCAACUUCAUGGGUAUUUCAAUGAUUUUUUAUGGACUGUGCCCUCUGCUUCUUGGCACCUCCAUGGCUGUGGAGAGGUUCAUUGGAAUCAACCAUCCAUUUGCACGGUCCACCAAAACUGCCAAAGGACGGACCGUCUCCAUGGUGCUGAUGGUGUGGUUUUUCGCCGGCUGCAUUUCCCUGCUCCCUCUAACAGGCUUUGGAAGCUACCACAUUCAGACGCCCGGCUCCUGGUGCUUUCUGAACAUCAGCUCAAAGACAAACGAUUGGGCCUUUGCCCUGCUCUUCUCUAUAGUUGGACUGACGAGCAUCGCUCUGUCCUUUUUGCUGAACACGGUGAGUGUGGUGACCCUGUUCAGAGUUUGCUGCGGACCGGACAGAACUCAGAGACGACGAGACCAUGAAGUUGAAAUGAUGCUUCAACUUAUCCUGAUUAUGGUCAUCGCCACCAUCUGCUGGUGCCCCCUGCUGGUCUUCAUUGCUCAAACUGCUCUUUCUAAGAAGUCCACUGAGCCCAGAUACCUCCUCCUCUGGAUCCGCUUCGCCACCUGCAACCAGAUCCUGGAUCCGUGGGUUUACAUCCUCUUUCGAAGGGCGGUUCUGCGGAGAUUACGCCCUCGCGUCAACUGGUCCAGCAACUCUGUGAUGAACUUAUACCCAUCUUUCCAAGGGACCAUUCGCAGGUUCACUCAGCCUUCAGUCCAGAACCACCUGGUCACCGAGGAAAAGGUGGAGUCAAACGAGACGCCUGCAGCUACCAGACUACCAACAGCUUCUAAUAAGUGAAUAUUUGUAUUUAAGUGGAUUAAUUUCUUCUGAUUAAGGGUAACUGUUCAAUUGUAUUUAGCUUUCACUAUUUAAAACAAAAUAUAAAUCCAGAGUAUAGGUUAGAUUGUAUCAAAGGAACUAGACUAUGCCUACAUAGCAAGAAUAUUUCUCAAUCACUGUUUUCUUCCCUUUGGUGAACUUCAUUAAAGGAAACUGGACGGCCAUCACUAACAUGGCAGUGAAAAUGGACAAAUGCACUGAAAGCACUGUUUGCAGUUUCAUCAAACUGAAUAUUUUUGGUUUGUUUAAUUUUUUUUUCUUUUGGUGAUUUUGCAAAUUUUAGAAAUAGGAAUGUUUACCAUAAUAUAAUAAUGUUCUUUAUUUUUAUUAGAAGUUUGUGUUAUUAAAAUGUGUCAUAUUCUAUAAGUCAAACAAGAAUUUUGUCAUUUUUUUUUUCUUGCUGCUAAGAUAACAUUUUUUCUAAAGUGUUUUUUUAAAU
Messenger RNA from Oryzias melastigma (Indian medaka), 2672 nucleotides. It is a transcript of the gene tbxa2r, whose product is annotated as thromboxane A2 receptor. Gene Ontology annotation, cellular component: plasma membrane. Bases 1091 to 2191 code for a protein of 366 amino acids. The transcript has 3 exons. Lineage: Eukaryota; Metazoa; Chordata; Actinopteri; Beloniformes; Adrianichthyidae. Gene Ontology annotation, molecular function: thromboxane A2 receptor activity. The record is from RefSeq and is a predicted model, not a curated record. Gene Ontology annotation, biological process: inflammatory response; positive regulation of cytosolic calcium ion concentration; positive regulation of blood pressure.